UGUGUCUCCAGCAGACACCUUCCGGGUCGACAGAAAGCUCGCUGUGCUGCACAGAGCCCGGACUGUCCGCAAAGGAGGGCUGCUGUGUGUCCCGUUGACCUCCCCCUGCAGUGCGAGUGUCAGGUGUGUGUGUGCGCACCAUGGCGAGCCUCCUCCGUGUUGUGGUGGCCAGCUGCUCGGCCCCGGUGUUUAGCGGCGUCUCCUCGGUGAAGCUGCAGAGCGGCGGUGCUAUCAAAUCGUCAUGCGUGCGGUUUUUCAGGACCCAUCAAGCUCUCUGGCGGUGUGCCAGUCCAGGUAUUCCAUACAAACAACUCACAGUCGGCGUUCCCAAAGAGAUUUUCCAGAAUGAACGCCGCGUGGCGCUGUCUCCCGCCGGUGUCCAGGCACUCAUCAAGCAGGGCUUCAACGUGGUCGUCGAGUCCGGUGCCGGAGAGUCGUCCAAGUUCGCAGACGAACAUUACACCCAGGCCGGAGCGACGGUUAAAGACCUCAAAGACGUCCUGGCGUCCGACGUGCUGGUGAAGGUUCGCGGUCCAGUUUUCAACCCUUCUUUGGGCGUCCAUGAGGUGGAGUGCAUGAAGGAUGCAGCCACCCUUGUCAGCUUCGUCUAUCCGGCUCAGAACCCGGAGCUGAUGGACAUGCUGUCCCAGAAGAAAGCCACCGUCGUGGCUAUGGACCAAGUGCCCAGAGUCACCAUCGCUCAGGGUUUUGAUGCACUGAGCUCCAUGGCGAACAUCGCCGGGUACAAGGCCGUAGUGCUGGCAGCUAACAGCUUUGGGAGGUUUUUCACUGGUCAAAUCACAGCAGCUGGGAAAGUGCCACCUGCAAAGGUUCUGAUCAUUGGAGGAGGUGUCGCCGGGUUGGCAGCCGCUGGUACUGCCAGGGCCAUGGGAGCCAUCGUUAGAGGAUUUGAUACCAGAGCUGCAGCUUUGGAGCAGUUCAAAUCUCUGGGUGCAGAGCCCCUGGAGGUGGACGUCAAGGAGUCGGGAGAAGGCCAGGGGGGCUACGCCAAGGAAAUGUCGAAGGAGUUCAUCGAGGCGGAGAUGAAACUGUUUGCCAAGCAGUGUCAGGAGGUGGACAUCAUCAUCACCACCGCUCUUAUUCCUGGUAGGCGGGCACCCAUCCUGAUCACUAAACCCAUGGUGGAGAGCAUGAAAGACGGGUCGGUGGUGGUAGACUUGGCUGCUGAGGCUGGUGGAAACAUUGAGACCACGGUACCUGGAGAGCUGUCUGUACACAAGGGAGUCACCCAUAUCGGUUACACAGACCUGCCCAGCCGUCUACCAACGCAGUCCAGUACUCUGUACUCCAACAACAUCACUAAGCUGAUUCGGGCCAUCAGCCCCGACAAGGACAACUUUUACCUUGAUGUGAAGGACGUGUUCGACUACGGGACCAUGGACCACGUGGUCAGGGGAUCUGUUGUCAUGCAGAACGGAAAGAACCUGUUCCCCGCUCCUCAGCCCAACAACUUGCCCACCGCCGCUCCUCCUAAACCCAAGUCCGUCCAGGAACUGGAGAAGGAGAAGGCUGCGCAGGUCUCCCCCUUCGCCGCCACGCUCACCACUGCUGGCGCGUACACCGGAGGUGUCGCCACCCUGCUGAGUCUGGGCCUGGCUGCUCCCAACGCUGCCUUCACCCAGAUGGUCACCACCUUUGGUCUGGCUGGCAUCGUGGGAUACCACACGGUGUGGGGAGUCACCCCCGCCCUGCACUCCCCGCUUAUGUCUGUCACCAACGCCAUCUCAGGUCUGACAGCUGUGGGUGGUCUGUCCCUGAUGGGAGGUGGCUACAUGCCAACUUCCACUGCUGAGACACUGGCUGUGCUCGCCGCCUUCAUCUCCUCGGUCAACAUUGCCGGUGGUUUCCUGGUCACCCAGAAGAUGUUGGACAUGUUCAAACGUCCCACCGACCCUCCGGAGUACAACUACCUCUAUCUGCUCCCCGGUGGCGUCUUUGUCGGAGGCUACGCCGCCGCCAUGCAAUCUGGAUACAACAUUGAACAGAUGAUGUACUUGGGCUCAGGUCUGUGCUGCGUUGGUGCCCUGGCUGGCCUUUCCAACCAGAGCACAGCUCGCCUUGGUAAUGCUCUGGGCAUGAUGGGAGUCACGGGGGGGAUCGUUGCCACUCUGGGCGCCCUCAAACCGGACCCGGAGCUCCUGACGCAGAUGAGCGCAGCAAUGGCUGUAGGUGGCAGUGUUGGUCUGGGCAUUGCCAAGAGGAUCCAAAUCACAGACUUGCCCCAGCUGGUAGCCGCCUUCCACAGCUUGGUCGGCUUGGCUGCUGUGCUCACCUGCGUGGCCGAAUAUAUGAUCGAGUACCCCCACUUCGCCACGGACCCCGCGGCCAACCUCACCAAGAUCGUCGCUUACCUCGGCACCUACAUCGGCGGAAUCACGUUCAGUGGCUCUUUAGUGGCGUACGGCAAACUGCAGGGUAUUUUGAACAGCUCCCCCCUGAUGCUCCCCGGCCGUCAUGCUCUGAAUGCCAGCCUUAUGGCAGCCAGCGUCCUCGGAAUGGUUCCCUACAUGCUGGAUCCAAGUUACACCACGGGCAUCACCUGCCUCGGAUCAGUGUCUGCUCUCUCCGCUGUCAUGGGCGUAACCUUAACGGCAGCCAUCGGCGGCGCUGACAUGCCGGUGGUCAUCACCGUGCUCAACAGCUACUCCGGCUGGGCGCUGUGCGCAGAGGGCUUCCUGCUCAACAACAACCUGCUGACCAUCGUCGGGGCUCUCAUCGGCUCGUCCGGAGCCAUUCUGUCCUACAUUAUGUGUGUGGCCAUGAACCGCUCGCUGGCUAACGUGAUCCUGGGAGGCUACGGCACGUCUUCCACCGGUACAGGGAAGCCCAUGGAGAUCACAGGGACGCACACAGAGGUCAACGUGGAGCAGACCGUCGACAUGAUUAAAGAGGCCCAGAACAUAAUCAUCACUCCAGGUUAUGGACUCUGCGCUGCAAAGGCCCAGUAUCCCAUCGCUGAGCUGGUGAAGAUGCUUAAAGAAGCAGGAAAGAAUGUCAGGUUUGGUAUUCACCCAGUAGCCGGACGUAUGCCUGGUCAGCUCAACGUGCUGCUGGCUGAAGCCGGUGUCCCGUAUGAUAUUGUCCUGGAGAUGGAAGAGAUUAACGAGGACUUCCCUGAAACUGACCUGGUCCUGGUGAUCGGUGCCAACGAUACGGUGAACUCGGCCUCCCAAGAAGACCCCAACUCCAUCAUCGCUGGUAUGCCCGUGCUGGAGGUCUGGAAGGCUAAGCAGGUGGUUGUGAUGAAACGCUCCCUGGGUGUGGGCUACGCAGCUGUAGACAACCCCAUCUUCUACAAACCCAACACCGCCAUGUUGCUGGGUGACGCCAAGAAGACCUGCGACGCCCUGCAAGCCAAGGUCCGCGAGACCCAGAGCCAGUAACGCGGCGCUGCCUCGGACGGGCACCCUCCGCCUCCAAGAGCACAGGCGGAGGCUGGAAGGAGGUAGACAGUGAGGCAAAGGUUUCCCCCCAAAAGGUUCACGUCGUCUUUGUCCAAUAAUUACCGCUCUCGGCAAAAAUGAUUGAUGCGAUAAAAAUAUUUUGUUUGGCGGACCCGUUCAUUAUUGAUGUGUAGAUAAAAGAAGGUUAAUGUAGAUACAGAUUUGUUUCUGUUUGACGCUUCUUUUAUUUCUAGGUCAAUGAUCUGAUCACAUCUGCUUGUAAAUCUGUAAUCUGGGAAGCUGCAGACUGAGUGUUCGUUUUAUAUUAAUGUACAACAAUCAGAGGUGUAGAUGCAUUCAAGUGUUAGAUAUGUUAAAUUUUACUGUUUUAGGAAAUAGUCGAUAAGAAAAUCUUAGAUAAAAAGUUGUAACAGUGAACCACCAGAGAAAGUGAUAUAAGAGACCUGGGCACUAAUGUUUUUUCCCCCACUCUGUAAAGUUUCCUCCCUUUUUUCUCUAUAGUUUGGCUUUUCGUUGAUUGGUGUUCCCUCUGAUAGGUCUACUUCCUCACGUUUUCUUCUGUAGAAAGUAAAAAGACAAAAAAAGUCAGACCGGCAAAUUUUUGUAGAGUUUUCUCAGUUCCUGUUUUUUACAGAGAGAGUUUUGUACCCGGUGUUAUAAUUGUGCUCCGUGUGUGACCUCCAUUAAGUAGGAAUCACACUUGGAUCCAAAAAAAAAAAAAAAAAAAAAUCCAUUCAAGCAUCUUCUAUUGAGCACGUAAUGCAAUAAUCCAAAAGGAAUUCUGGUUGCGAGACCACAGCUGUCCUAAAAUGCUGGUGAAGUCCGCCCUGCUCCUGCAAACAAACAAACACUCUUGUAGCUCCAGUGGCUGAAUGGAUUUUUUUUUUUUUUUUUUUUUCUUGAGGUUUUUGAACCCGACGUGUUCCUUUGUCCUGUGUGGUUCAGAUAUUAGUUCAGUACGUGCGAUGCGAGUGUUUGGCCUUAAAGGUAAAGAAGGAGUUUUCCUCUUAUCCACUCCUUUUCAUCCACUCCUAUGUGUGUCCUCCUCAUUGCUCCGCAGGGAAAUGAAGGAUCACCGUCUGUAAAGAGUCUAAACAACAAUGCAGUUAUUUCACUCAAAGUGUUGCCACUUUUCAGAAUAUAUGAAUUGUUAGUUAAAUGAGCACUUAUUAUUUUUUCUUUCUUUUUUUUUGAUGAAGCCCAACUUUUGCCACUAACAAACCCUGUGCCAAACCUUCGCCUUUUUAAACUGACAGAUUCUACACCAUGAGUAUAGAUGGUUUGGCUGCUGUUUAAUCCCUUGAUUAGAUCAAGAAAGAUUAUUUAAGGACCAUUCCACUCCACACCUGGCCUUACACGGCUCAGAAGACAGCCAAACUAAAAGUACAUGAAAUGGGUCCAUAGACUUUCGAUGUUUUCUUAGGUUGACCUGCUGCCAUUUAUUUAUCACUUUGAGCUUUUGCAGUUAUGAUACAGUAGAUGAAGAAUAUAUAUAUGAGUCUGAGGAACAAUAGUUCAUGAGGUGACAAGUCAGCAGUCUUUACUUUGUAAUCUAUAAAAGUACUGUAAGAGAGAGAUGUAAGAGUUAUUAUAGUUUCAUUCUGGGACCUGAUACGUUGACCAUGACAACUAUCCUACCUCUCCGUAAAACGACCAAUACCUUUCCAAUAGGAACUUCCGAUUCCACCGCAGGAUCUGCCUGUUUCCGGCCACACAACUCGAUUACAACCGCUCGGCUCUUUGUAUAUCCAAAAACCAGGACCAACCGCCUUCUGUUUUGUGUUGCAUUUUUUAACCACCAGACCUCAGUUUGCCAAGUUUACUCUUGUGUUGUUUUUUUUUUUUUUUCCUGCAGAUGUCAUUAGUGCUCAUGAGCUUCAAUCUACACAACUCAGUCUUUAGGGGCUAUAACAUUGAGAUGCCUGCUUGCUAUUUGUUGUCAUUUGUUUGAGGUAUGGCUCAAAUUUAAAGGAGAUGGAGAAUCUAAACAAUUUAAACGUGCCCCCUUGUGCCCUUUUUUUUCUUCUUAAGGAAAGUAUUUUUGUAAAGAGGCGUCGUUAUGUGAGCGGAGCAACAAUAGGGUUUUGAAGUUUUGAUGUUCUGGACAUGAAAUGUACUGUGAAUUUGGUUUCCCUUCCCCUCUUCUGUUUAUCAUGGAACAUUUUCAUCCCUAAUAAACCUGUAUUUACACUAGA
Molecule: messenger RNA, 5620 nt
Organism: Mugil cephalus (flathead mullet)
Lineage: Eukaryota; Metazoa; Chordata; Actinopteri; Mugiliformes; Mugilidae
Gene: nnt
Product: nicotinamide nucleotide transhydrogenase
Exons: 22
Coding region: 141-3404 (1087 amino acids)
Biological process (GO): proton transmembrane transport; NADPH regeneration
Cellular component (GO): mitochondrial inner membrane
Molecular function (GO): NADP binding; NAD binding
Source: RefSeq, a predicted model, not a curated record